CAUAAUGGAGGCUUGGCAACCUCGGCAGAAGAAACGAAAACAAGCGAAGUCGUUGAACGUUGGAGAUUGCGCAUUUGGAUGACGCAACGGACAAUGUCCCUGUUCCACAAAGAACGCCGGUCUAUGAAACAACCCUUCAUUGGCGCAGAUGCGCUUCUAGUUUAGUGACAGUGAAAACGACAAAUUUUUCGUAUCAAACAACACAAUGAGUAAACCCUUCGUGACCGACGAUAUAAUCAGUGAAAUUAAGAAUAAUAAGUUUACUUUCCACUUGUUGGAGCCCGAUAAACAGUCGGCGAUAAGGCAGAACAGAAGCAAACCUGACUUGGACCUACAACACAAUGACGGUGGUACCUGGAGAAGAUUCAACCCCAAGUGGUAUGAUGAAUUUCCGUGGCUCUGCGGAUCCAAGAGUGUGAAUAAAUUAUUUUGUAUCGCAUGUGUUAUAUACGGUGGUGAUAAUUCUUGGGCGUACGAUGGCGUUGAUUCCAUCAAAAAAUUCCCAGAGAAGGCCAACAAACAUGAGCUAUCCAAGGGACAUAUCAAAAACAUGGAAUUGUACAUUAUGGCCGGUAAAAACCGUAUAAUACGUGAAAGCACUAAUGGCAGAGAGUCGGAGAAAGAUUCAUUCGAAAGAAAAGAAGUUUUAUCGAAAAUAAUUGACGCGUUAAUCGUUCUGAACAGAUACGGACAAAAGUUGGAAUUGUUCAACGAAAAUGACAAAAAUCCAGUCGGCGAACUUGUGAUGAAGAAGUAUCUCUGCGAUGUUUCAGUCUACAGACGGAUCUAUUCGGAUGUUAACGGCAGGAUAGUCAAACUGAUGGAAUCGCAGUUGUUCAAAGAUAUCAAGAAGGAAAUAAGCCAGACUGAAUUCUGUUCCAUUCUGGUGGAUACUAUCCCGAAAAUGACUAACGAAUACAGCGUUAUGGUCAGGUACGUUCACGGAGGCGUGGUGAAAGAACGCUUCGUUGGUCUCUACAAAAUCGUCCAAAUUUUCGACCUAGCUCAAAUAUUCAACACAGUGACAGGCGACGUCCGGAAGGCCGUCUGUCAUUCCUAUGACGGAUCCCACUUGAUGAAACCGUUACGACUAGGGAUCAAAACUAUCAUGCCCAAGCUCCUCUUCCUGCCCAAUCAUUUCCACAGACUCAGCACCCUCGUCCUGCAAAACUUGGAGAGCAUCGACGAAAUACGUUCGUUUAUCAGAAACGUAACCUUCAUAUGUAACUUCUUCAAGGUGCCGAACAGAGCCCAUUAUCUGACGAUAUACGGCCUGAACUUCCCGCUCGAGAGCGAGACUUUAUGGAAGUUUCACUCGAAGGCGAUACACAGCAUCCUCACUCAACAGACGCGCAUCCUGAAAAUCGUGAACAACAUCAUUCUGGACCCGUACGUUAUCGAUUUGGACUCCGUGAAUUCCGCCUAUAUCGUUCAGAAAAACCUCCACUGUCCCCUCUUCAUGAUGUUCUGCUACUUGUUCAGCAAGAUCUUCGCACACAUCGACCAUCUUUCCAACACCAUACAGAAGAAACUCCACGAAGACGUGCCGUUUUGCAUACAGGAAGUCGAGCAAACCAUCAAGAACAUUUCGAACGUGAAAGCUACCGUGUGCAUAAAUCAUUGCUUGGACGAGAACAAGAUCCGCUUAUCGAAGGAGGAUCUAUCCUCCGACAAGGUGAAAAUCUUCAAGAGCGCAACCGCCGCUGCCAUCAACCUCAUCGCCAACCAAAUCAUCGAUAUCUUCGGCGACAUCAAGUAUUUGCGAUUCGUCGAGUUACUCGACGAGACUAAGUUCACCGGUUACUGGAAUAAGUUCCCAAAGGUCUUCUUCUUCGACAUCAUGGAGUUCUACAAGGGUUUCUUCGAUCUUUGCCGGUUAGAAAACGAAUUGACGAUGAUCUACGCGGACCCGUCGAAGAAGUUCAACCCGCGUCAACUGUUCUGUUUCUUGUACGAUAACGAACUGACCGAGACUUAUAAAGAAACUUUCAAGUUACUCAAAUUAUACCUAACUUAUCCUUUGUCCCCCUUCGAAAACGGAUCGAGCUCUAAAUGGACUAAGUUGAAAAAAUUCCUGAGCUUGCCGCAAAGUUCCGAUAAGUCGGCCAUGUUGUACGUGGAAUCUUACGAUCAGAACUCUCCGGAAUAUGAAGAUUUCAAGAAGAGUGUCAUUCAGGUCUUGAGCACACCAGUUCCUGAAAAUAUACUGUGUUGAUCACCUUACAACAUGAAGGACCAAUUGGUCCAUGAAGGCUGUAAAAUUUUAUUUUGUUUUUUAGCUUUUGUAUUCUUUACUCGGUUCCAAAUCACCGUUGUAUAUCCAUAAAAGAUCUAUUUUUGAUAAUUCUUCGAUUAGUCUAGUUAUUGAUAGGAAUAAGUAGUUAUUUUAGUUUUCAGAAUUGUUUUCAAUUCGUCACUUUAUACAUUCAAUGAUCAUUUAUAUUAAAUGAUAUUUUUAUCGAUUCAUCAUCAAAUCAGUACUGUACUUGUUGCUAAUUUCGUUUAUUAUUAUGUAUGCUUUCAUACAAUGUUGGGAUUAAUUAUUAAUAUUAAAAACUUAUGAAUUUAUAGACAGAAAUAACUGAAGGAACAUUUUCUAAGCAUGACAAAUCUACACCAGGAUUUUGUUGAUAACUUCAGAACCAAAGUUACUUCUGUUAUCUAUUUUGAUAAGAUGUUCAAUAUUAUUGUUGAAAAUAAAGCGUAUAUAUUUUUAAA
Messenger RNA from Coccinella septempunctata (seven-spotted ladybird), 2718 nucleotides. Its product is annotated as zinc finger MYM-type protein 1-like. Bases 206 to 2215 code for a protein of 669 amino acids. The transcript has 3 exons. The record is from RefSeq and is a predicted model, not a curated record. NCBI's taxonomy places the organism in Eukaryota, Metazoa, Arthropoda, Insecta, Coleoptera, Coccinellidae.